Molecule: messenger RNA, 2277 nt
Organism: Camelina sativa (false flax)
Lineage: Eukaryota; Viridiplantae; Streptophyta; Magnoliopsida; Brassicales; Brassicaceae
Product: protein WHAT'S THIS FACTOR 1 homolog, chloroplastic-like
Molecular function (GO): RNA binding
Source: RefSeq, a predicted model, not a curated record
CCCGUUGAGGCCCGGUAGAUUUUUUCACUUUCCCUCUCGCCAUACGAAAUUAAGCUGGCAAAAUUUUGUAUCGGAGAACAUUUUUUUCUGGGGAAAUCUCUGUGCUUACUACUCUUUCUGGAAAGAGUUUGUUCUUAGUUUAAUUGUUUUGGUGUGUAAUAUUUUUAUCUGCCAAUUUAUAUAACUAGAAGUGUUGUACUACACUUCUUUGGGGAUUUGUGCACAUAAGCUGUUCGAUAAAAUGUCUAAGCCGUUUUUGUACAGAAGAAGAAGUUCCAUCUCAUUCGGUCUGAUUCAGUUCCGGAGAACGAGUAUGUUUGAAGAAAGUGAAAACUUGGUAUUGUUUCAGGUGAGACACAAGUCGGGUGGAGGAGGAGGAGGAGGAUGGAGACCCAAGAAGAAAGUGUAUCAUAGAGUUGAUGAGCUUGAUAAAGCAAUAGACUUGAAGAAGAAACCAGCUCUGAUACUUCAACUGAAAUCCAUCAUUCAGGCCCAGAAACAUGGAAGCCUUCUUCUUAGGGAUCUUGAGAAGCAUGUUGGCUUUGUUCACAAGUGGAACUUAAUGGCUGCCAUUGAGAAGUACCCUUCCAUCUUUUUUGUUGGAGGUGGAAACAGAGAACCUCCUUUUGUUACGCUGACUGAGAAAGCUAAAAAUAUUGCAACUGAGGAAGGUGAAGCUACAGAGUCAAUGGAACCUAUUCUGGUUAAGAAUCUUAGGAAGUUGUUGAUGAUGUCUGUUGAUUGUCGAGUGCCUUUGGAGAAGGUUGAGUUUAUUCAACCUGCAAUGGGUUUGCCUCAAGAUUUCAAGACUACAUUGAUCCCUAAGUACCCUGAAAUCUUCUCUUUGAAGGUUAUCAAUGGUAAAGUUAAUCUUGUUUUAGAGAAUUGGGAUUCUUCACUGGCAGUCACUGCACGUGAGGAUAGAUUACUCCGUGAAGGAGUCCUCGAGCCAAUUGAGGACAGAGGAAAGAAGGUCAGGAUCACAAAGGAUGGCAACUUCUUGGGGAGAAAUGCGUUUAAGGUUUCUUUUCCUCCUGGUUUUAGGCCUAACGCUAGUUAUUUAGAGGAAUUUGAGAAGUGGCAGAAAAUGGAAUUCCCAUCUCCGUAUCUUAAUGCGAGGAGAUUUGAUGCUGCAGAUCCUAAAGCUAGGAAACGUGUUGUAGCCGUGCUUCAUGAACUGAUCAGUUUAACAAUGGAGAAGAGAGUGACCUGCGCACAGUUGGAUGCAUUUCACUCUGAGUAUCUGCUUCCAUCAAGACUAAUACUUUGCUUGAUAAAGCAUCAAGGGAUCUUCUACAUUACUAACAAAGGAGCAAGGGGUACAGUAUUUCUCAAAGAAGCUUAUGCUGGUUCUAAUUUGAUCGAGAAAUGCCCGUUGAUGUUGUUCCAUGAUAGAUUUGUUGCACUCUGUGGUCGGAGAGAAGCCAAUCCUAUCUCAUGAGUUGCAGUCUUCAAUAUAAUCUUAUACGAAAAGCCCGAGAUGUGUACCCCCAAGGCAUAUAACCCAUUGAUUAUGUUCCAGCAAAUAAGACUCAGUUUAUAGGGCCUAAACCUUAUAAGCAUUUUACUGUAUCAUUUCUUCAGAGUCAUCAUUAUCUUCUCAUGUGAAGAAAAGAAACGUACUUGUUAAGAUAUUAACUUUUCACCAACAAACAGAAGUGUAAAUAGUAUCUCUUGAUUGAUUGUGCUAACUUGAUGAAAGCCAGAACGUGUCACAGCGUCUGAUAUGGUACCAUGGGAGAUGUGACUGGCUUAUUGACCAUGUACUGCGAAUGUGAUGUGAACUAUCUUGUACAUGUGGAGGUUGUGGAUGCAGGUCGUAUUAUAAUACACUUGUUUUUUUCUCUCUGUACACGACUCUCUUGAUGGUUUUCUGGAGAAAACGAUAACGGAAUCUUCUUCGUGUUUACACACGACGGAACAUUUAUUUGAAUGCAGGGAAAGGGGGUCCAGGACUCAUGUGACUUGUGAAGGCAUCAUGGGAAAAGAGCCAAAGGGAAAGACAAUUAAGUCGCACUCCACAAUCCCGCCCCAUUUUAGUCCUGAGUGCAUUCAUGUUCAAAAACAAAAGUGACUUUCAGAAGACUUCACACCAAAUCCACUCGGCGUAAAAGAGGAAAAAAAAAGAGAAAUAGCAUUUUUCUUUGGCAUUGGUUAAUGGUAGGUCACUGAUAUUCCCACGUAAAAGGAAAAACAUAUGCUCUCGUAGUUCUUUUUUUUUUGGGUAUCAUUUUAAAUUUUAUCCCUUUGUAAUUUGUCUUUGCCAAAUCCUCUCUU